UCCCGCCCGGCAGCGGCGGGGGCUGCAGCGCCCGGCCCGGUCCGUAGGGGGGCGCUACCCGCAGGCACGGACGCCACGGGGAUCCCUGGGAUCAGGAGCGGCAUCCCCGGGAUCGUCCCAGGAAGAUGAGUGUAGGGAUCCCUGGGAUCAGGAGCGGGAUCCCCGGGAUCGUCCCGGGAAGAUGAGUGCGGGGAUCCCUGGGAGCGUCCUCCCGCUGGGUGCAGGGACUCCAUGGGGGCUGCGACCCCCCGACUCCCACUCGCUGCGAGUCCCAUGGGGGGCUGGAUUCCCAGGAUCCUCCCUGCCGGGCGCCGAGAUCCCCAGGAUCCCCCUCGCUGGGUGCAGAGACCCCGGGGGCCUCGGCUCUGUGCCCCCCUCGGCCGCCUCUGCUCAACCCGGCCACAGCUCCGUGCACUGACGCGCGGGCUGGUUCCUCCCUCUGCAGCUCAGGGGUGGAAAACAACGGGACUUUUUCCCCCCUCUCCCAUCCCACAGGUUGAGGCAGCGUCCCCUCCUUGCUGCGGCUCAGGCUAGGGGCAGAACCACGGGAGAAAUCCGUUAUUAAAGGAAGAAAUACACUCACGGCUGGGAAAACUAGAGGGCACCAAUGCCCCGGGCUGCGACUCCCAGGAGCCAAAUCCCAAUUUCCAGGGCGGGGCCCUACUUGUUCGGUUUAUUUAAUCAGAAACAUUCCCGGAGUUGCCGGGAAAAGGUUCCAGGACAGCGUAUCCUGCGGAUUCCAAUGCAUUAACACAGUUCAAUCACUCUCACACCGUGAAGCCUGAGAGGGGGAUUCCUUUAAGGGCGCGCAGCCCUCGGCAGCAGCCGGAGCUUUCCGGGGAUCCCAAAUGGCAUUCCCAAAAAGUGGCACCAACUGGCCUCAACCCUGUAUUUGUGGGAGAUGGAGGUGCCUUCGCCACUCUCCCCGAGACCCAAGCAUGCAGCAGCAGCUCCCGCCGUACGAGAUGCUGCCGGCGGAGGUGAAGAUGGACGAGUUGCCCCGGAGCACGACGGUGAUGGUGGAGGAGACGCAGCAGCAGCAGUCGCCGCCACCCCGGGACCACCUGGUGUGGUCCCUCUUCACCACCCUGUACGGCAAUUUCUGCUGCCUCGGCCUCCUGGCGUUCGUCUUCUCUGUCAAGUCCAGGGACCGCAAAGUGCUGGGUGACUACAGCGGGGCCCUGAGCUACGGCUCCACGGCCAAGUACCUGAACAUCACGGCCCUGGUGAUCAACAUCCUCAUCGUCAUCAUCGUCAUCGUCGUCGUCUCCCUGGCCGCCGCUGGGGUCUUAGGACGACCCCAGUACGGGUACGGCUACGGCCGCACUUAGUGCCCUCCUUGCCCCGCGGGCUGCGCUUCCCUCCCCGCCCGGGGUAGGAGCCGGGCAUGCCCGGGGAGUGCCCGGGGAGCGCCCUGCUGUCACCGAAACUGCAAACUGACAAUCCACGUGCCUCACCCGGAGCCUGCUGCUCUCCUGUCCCUCUUCCCUCCCCACUCGGAGCUUUUGUGGAGCCCUUGCUGAUGGCUGCCCUCGCUGGAGGCGUCCUGAGAUGGACCCUGCUCCCCAGAGAGCAGCUGAGCACCCCCAACCCUGCCACAGCCUGCUUGCUGCUUUGCUCUGGGCGUGGAACCCCAGCGGCCUCAAAACAAUUCUGAGAAGGAGCACCUGGCUCAGACAAACCCUGAUCCCUGAAAUAAAAAUUUAUUUCACUUUU
This is a messenger RNA of Vidua macroura (Pin-tailed whydah), 1716 nucleotides long. RefSeq names its product dispanin subfamily A member 2b-like. The record is from RefSeq and is a predicted model, not a curated record. The transcript is spliced from 3 exons. Gene Ontology annotation, cellular component: plasma membrane. NCBI's taxonomy places the organism in Eukaryota, Metazoa, Chordata, Aves, Passeriformes, Viduidae. Bases 849 to 1331 code for a protein of 160 amino acids. Gene Ontology annotation, biological process: response to interferon-alpha; host-mediated suppression of symbiont invasion; response to interferon-beta.